Drosophila nasuta is the source of this 1875-nucleotide messenger RNA. It is a transcript of the gene Ugt49B1, whose product is annotated as UDP-glycosyltransferase family 49 member B1. The transcript is spliced from 4 exons. The record is from RefSeq and is a predicted model, not a curated record. Bases 105 to 1703 code for a protein of 532 amino acids. Lineage: Eukaryota; Metazoa; Arthropoda; Insecta; Diptera; Drosophilidae. Gene Ontology annotation, molecular function: UDP-glycosyltransferase activity.
UGUCGGGUUCGUUUCAGUCGUCUGCCGAUCGCGACAUAGAACAGUCGAUUGCGCUGUGUGCGAAAAAAGUGCCGACGAGCUGCGAAUAGUGUGUGACCCUCAAAAUGCAACUGAAAAGUGCGUGGAAAGUGUUGCUGCUCGGUCUUGUGGCCCUGCAGCACUUGGAGUUGGCAGCGGGCUCAAGGAUCUUGGCCGCCUUCUUCUUUCCGGGCAAGAGUCACUUCAUGAUGACCAAUGCCAUGGUGCGGGAGCUGGUGAAACGCGGACACGAGGUGACAUUCUUGACGCCCUUCUCGCUGGCCAAGGAGAACUUAGGCGAUAACUACAAGGAGAUACUGAUACCGCAGUACGACUUUUGGCCCACACUGCUGAAGAUGACCCAGGCAAAGAGUGUGCUGGCGAUGACAAAUGUCUCCACGCUCACCUUCAUACGCAUGUGCUACGUCAUGGGCCUGGAGAGCACCGAGUUUGCCUUCGAGCAGCCCGAGGUGCUGAAUCUGAUUGAUGCCAAGGAUAAAGUGGACAAAUACGAUCUGCUGCUGGCUGAACAGUUCUUCAACGAGGGAGCGCUGUUCUUGGGACAUCUUUAUCAGAUUCCCAUCGUCACCAUCGCGACCUUUGGCUUUGCCAACUACCUGAGCCCAUUGGUGGGCGUUAUGACGCCCUGGUCGUAUGUACCACAUGGCUGGAAACCGUACACGCCUCACAUGUCACUGCUGGAGCGCAUUGACAGCGUUUAUACUUGUGCCUUGGAGGAUAUCGUUCGCACUAUCUGGCACUAUCCGCAACAGGAUGCGCUGCUGCAAAAGCAUUUUGCGCACAAGUUCGAUUCGGUGCCCAGCAUCAAACAACUGGAACGCAACAUCUCUGCCUUCCUACUGAAUACCUACAUGCCACUGGAGGCGCCUCGGCCCGUCUCUUUCAACAUGAUCCAGGUGGGUGGACUGCACAUUCAGAAGCCCAAGGCUUUGCCUGCCGAUAUGCAAAAGUUCCUGGACGAGUCCAAGCACGGUGUCAUCUACUUCAGUCUGGGUUCUCAGGUCCGCAGCGCAGACUUGCCACCCGAGAAGCUCAAGAUCUUCCUCGAUGUGUUCGGCAGCCUCAAGCAGCGAAUUCUCUGGAAGUUCGAGGAUGAGAAGCUGCCCAAUCUGCCUGCGAAUGUGAUGGUUAAAAGCUGGAUGCCACAGAAUGAUAUUCUCGCCCAUCCGAACGUCAAAGUCUUCAUCGCCCAUGGCGGUCUCUUUGGAACCCAGGAAGCAGUGUAUCACGGGGUGCCUGUGCUCGGGAUGCCCGUCUAUGCCGAUCAGUAUCUGAACAUCAAGAAGGGCCAAGCAGCUGGCUUUGCGCUGGGUGUGGACUAUCGCACCGUGACAGAGCAGGAGCUGCGUCAUUCGCUCACCGAGCUGCUCGAGAAUCCCAAGUUCAUGGAUAACAUGAAGCGCGCCUCAAAGAUCUUCCGCAAUCGACCGCUGGAUGCCAUGGAUGAGGCCAUGUUCUGGAUCGAUUAUGUGAUCGAACAUCGUGGUGCACCGCACUUGGUCUCACCUGGACUGAACUUGCCCUGGUAUCAGUUCUAUCUUCUCGAUAUUAUUGGACUUGCCUUGGCUGCAAUUCUGUUGCCAAUUCUUGGACUCCGCCUCUUGUGUCGCAAGAGAAAAUCAUUGGCUGUGAAAAGUGCCAAGACAAAGGUGAAACGCAACUAACGAACAUCUCAACUCAAAACGUUUUUUAUUGAUAAACAAAUUUGUAGACUAUGAAUUAAGUUAAUUGUGAAACAAUCAUCAAUAAUUUCUUAUUUUUUGUAUAAUUUCCAAUGUAAUACAAAUGAAUUGUUAUGUUAACAUUUUACAAAACCGAAAGACUUGUCUCUAAUAA